GUUUGAAUUAUUUGAUGAAACGAAAGAGACAGUCAAAGGAUUUUGCAGCGGGGGCCGGAAGGUUGGUUGCCACUUUUACAAUUUGCGUUUUUCUCUUCCCCUUGCCAUUUAUGAAUUAUUAUAUAAAAUGAGUGGGUUCAAACAUUCCAAGCCAAGUGCCAUAUCGAACUAAAAUUAUUGAUUUGUUUUUACUUUGGGUCCAACUCACACUGUUUUUUCACGCUACGUAUCGUGGGCAAUCGAAUUCAUUUUAAAGCUUGAUUUUUAUGGCCAAACAUGUUGAUUGGACAAACAAGAUGGCGAAAAACGUAAAAAAUGAAUGGAGAGCAGCGCGAAAACUUGUGGAAAAAAAGAGCACCACCCUUUAUUUUAAACGCGAUUCCAAUUUAUUUUUAUAUACUUUUAUUCCCCUUUUUCGAUUUUGGCAAAUCAUUUCGCAAUUUAUUCAAGAACUUUGUUUAUUUCUAAGCUAUGCCUCCGACCAAGCGUGGGCAGAAGCGCGAGCCCAACCACACGGUAGUCGAACCUGAACCCAACAAUAAACACAGUAUAGACAGCGACGACGACAACAGCGAUCCUGACGCCUCGGAGGAUAUUCCAAUCUCAAAGAAGCGCGGAAGGAGAGCAGCGAACGACAACGGCAACUGCAGCAACGAAACCCAGCACAAUUCCAAUGAAUACCGGGCUGGCUCGAUAAUGCACAUUUCGCUGCGCAAUUUCGUCACAUACGACAGUAUCGAACUGUCGCCUGGGCCCAACAUGAACAUGAUCAUUGGACCCAACGGCACCGGCAAGAGCACGAUUGUGUGCGCCAUAGCGCUUGGGCUGGGCGAGAAGACGUCGGUGCUCGGCAGAGCCAAGGACAUAUCGGAGUUUGUCAAGCACGGGCAUGAGCGGGGUCAUAUUGAGAUCACCCUGGCAGGGCACGGCGGGGCGACUGCGGGCGACAGCGGCGUGGUGAAGAUUGCGCGCGAGAUCAUCCGCGAGGGCAACAAGUCGACGUGGCAUAUUAACGGGCGCCACGCUACGGCAACGGAGGUGGCGAGGACGACGCGCGAGCUGCAGGUGCAGGUUGGCAGCCUGUGCCAGUUCUUGCCGCAGGACAGGGUGGUCGAGUUCUCAAAGUUGUCGCCGCAGGAGCUGCUCAGGGAGACGCAGGUGGCUGUAGGCCGCGAGGACCUCAAGAGCCUGCAGGCCGAGCUUGCGGUCAAGCGCGCGCAGGAGAGACAGGUGAUGGAUGGGAUCCAGCGGUCGGCGCAGGACACGCAGGAUCUGCGCAAGAAGAACGAGCUGCUCGAGCGCGACGUGCAGCGGUGGCAGGAGCGCCUGGCGGCCGAGUCGCAGCUGCGCAUACUGACAGCCCUCGUCCCGGUGGCGCGCUACACUGAGGCAAAGGCCGGCCAUGACCGCGCCAAGGAGGCGCGUCGGCUCGCCCUUGCUGCCUACCAGCAGGCAAUGAACGCAACGGGCCCUGCCGAGGAGGAGCUUGAGGAGCUCGAGGCCAAGAUCGCCAAGAGCGAGAACCAGCGGCGCCAGCUUUCGGGCAGGCGCGAGACGCUGGAGCGCGAUGCGCGCCGCCAGAUGGGGAAGCUCACGCAGCUCGAGACGGCGCAUCGCGACCUCAACUCCGAGAUGGACGAGCUCAAGAAGAGUGCACAGCGGCGCCGCGAGAAGAUCGCUGCGCUCAGGGCAGAGGUUGCCCGGCUCGAGGCGGCGCACGCAGAGGAGCAGCCACCAGACGAGGCCGCUUCCGAGGACGCACGGCGGCGGCUCGCCGACCUGCGCGACCGCAAGAUGCAGCUGAACAACGAGAUUGUCGCGGUGCAGGAGGAGCAGACAGCGCUGAUGGCGUCGGGACAGCGCAUCAACCGCCAGCUCGAGCAGUGCGGCCAGCAGCUGAAGGACCUUGACAACGUGGCCUUGAAGCGGCGUGAGGGCCUGCGCCGCUUCCACAACGACAGCUACCGCGCGCUCGAAUGGGUCGAGGCCAACCGCGACAAGUUCAAGCAGCACGUGUUUGCGCCAAUCUGCCUCGAGGCCUCGGUGCAGGACCUGCGCUACGCCAACCUGAUUGAGACUCUGGCGUCGAUGAGCACGCUGCGCACUUUUGUGACGCAGUGCAAGGAGGAUUACCAGACGCUCACGCGCCACGCCAUUGACACCAUGCGCCUGCGCAUCGAUGUGGUCUGCAAUAACAGGAGCCUGAACUCCUUCCUCCCGCCGCACCCAAGUGAGGCAAUCAGAAGCUUGGGCUUUGACGGGUACGCGCUGGACUUUAUCGAGGCGCCGCGCCCGGUUCUGGCGGCCAUGUGCGUCCGCGACAACAUCCACGAGAUCCCGAUUGCUCUGGGCAAUGUUGACAACGAGGCCAUCGGGGCGAACCACAUGUUCGGCGAGUACAUUGCCUGCGGAGUCCGUUCCAAGGUCACCCGCGGGCGCUACGGCUCGCGCGCUGCCUCGGUCAUGACGUCGCGUGUCAAGAACCAAGCGCGGCUCCUGUCCGCUUCGGGCGAGACCGAAGAGACACAGGCAGUUCGGGAGCGCUGCAGCAAGGAGAUCGACGACUUCCGCGACCAGCUGCAGGCCAACGAGCAGAAGAUGAAAAAGAUCAGCCAAAUGGACCAGAAGGUGCGUAAUGCACAUCGCCAGAUCGAGGCGCAGGAGGACGAGCUGCGCCAGGAGCUCGGGCGGAGAAAAGAAGCGCUGCGCACUUGGGAGCGCCAUCGGGUUCAGCUGGAGACCAAGCAAUUGAUGUUGAGGGAGGCCGUCGAAGAGGACCGUCAGGAGGCCAAUGGCGGCACUCAGGCCCAGCGGCGGCAGCGCCAGCAGAUUGCCCAGCGGCUCAAGGACAAUGCCCACCAACGGGCGGACAUCAUUGCAGUCAUAGCCGAUGCUGCCAAAGAGUUGGUCGAUGACAUCCACAAAAUGGUGGCCACCGGCCUCGCCGGCCUCAAGGAUGCUCGCGCCCUGGGCGAACUGCGGGCUGAGGCCGAGCGCCAGCGCGAGGCCAUCACCGAAUCCAAGCGGUUGUUUGACCAGGCCACCGAGGACUUCAAUCUCGCGAAGCAGAACGCCAGGUCUGCGCUCGAGGAAACGCGCACGAUCACUGAGGGUAUGACUGAUCAUGAGCGGCAGGCAGUGCGCGACGCGCAGGCGGAGCGCGGCAACAUGUCCUACGAGGAGCUGGACAUUGAGCUGUCGACAUGUCGCCAGCGGCUGAGCAUGGCAGCCAACAGCGGGCUGUCCUCUCGCGUCAUGGAGAACUACGAGGAGCGCAAGAAGCAGCUCGCUGAGAUGAUCUCCAACCAGCAGCGGCUCGAGCACGAGCUACGCAAGGUGCGCCGGAGAAAGCAGCGCCUGCGCGAACAGUGGGAGGCUCCGCUAGCCGAGAUCAUCUCCAAGAUCGGUCACAACUUUGAGGCCAUGUUUGACCAGAUCGAGUGCAUGGGUGAGAUUCGGCUCAAGCGCGCGGGUGACGGUGUUGUGUAUAACAACAUCCACACCUCUGCUGCAAAUGGCGACAACGACGAUGGCAGUGACAAUGGGCGACCAGCUGUCGUGCCACAGGACGACGAGGACUACAGCAACUGGGGUGUCGAAAUCCGCGUUGCGUUCCGCAAAAACGAGGCGCUGCAGGCGCUGGACAACCACCGGCAGUCUGGUGGCGAACGCGCAGUGUCAACCAUCCUGUACCUGCAGUCGCUGCAGUCGCUGGUCGCAGCGCCCUUCCGCGUAGUCGACGAGAUUAACCAGGGCAUGGACCAGCGCAACGAGCGCCUGGUGCACCGUCUGAUCGUCGAUACCGCGUGCAAGAAGGGAUCGUCGCAAUAUUUUUUGAUCACGCCGAAGCUGCUGCCGGACCUCAGCUACCACCCGCUGAUGAAGGUCCUGUGCAUUUUCAACGGCGAGUGGCAGCCUGAGGCCUUCAACUUCAACAAGUACAUUACCAAUGCCCGCCGGCAACCCACUCACGCUUAAAGCGCUCACUGACUCUGUUGUUUUUAUUCCAUUUGUUUUAUUUAUUUAUUCAA
This is a messenger RNA of Kickxella alabastrina, 4031 nucleotides long. RefSeq lists its product as uncharacterized. Gene Ontology annotation, cellular component: Smc5-Smc6 complex. The record is from RefSeq and is a predicted model, not a curated record. Gene Ontology annotation, biological process: double-strand break repair via homologous recombination. Gene Ontology annotation, molecular function: ATP hydrolysis activity; ATP binding. Lineage: Eukaryota; Fungi; Kickxellomycota; Kickxellomycetes; Kickxellales; Kickxellaceae. The transcript has a single exon. The coding region runs from base 472 to 3978 and encodes 1168 amino acids.